UCGACUUCAGGCAAAUGGGCUUCCGGGAGCGCUGAGCGGAUACCCGGGCUUGUCAUGGCAGCCUCCUUGACCGGGAAGAAGAUCGUGUUUGUCACGGGGAAUGCCAAGAAGCUGGAGGAGGUCAUUCAGAUCCUAGGAGAUAAAUUUCCAUGCACUUUGGUGGCACAGAAAAUUGACCUGCCAGAAUACCAGGGAGAGCCGGAUGAAAUUUCCAUACAGAAGUGUCAGGAGGCGGCCCGCCAGGUACAGGGGCCUGUCCUGGUGGAGGAUACUUGUCUGUGCUUCAACGCCCUCGGAGGGCUACCUGGCCCCUAUAUAAAAUGGUUUCUGGAGAAGUUAAAGCCUGAAGGUCUCUAUCAGCUUCUGACCGGCUUUGAGGACAAGUCAGCCUAUGCACUCUGCACCUUCGCGCUCAGCACUGGGGAACCCAGCGAGCCAGUGCACCUGUUCAGGGGCCGAACCUCAGGCCAAAUUGUGGUGCCCCGAGGCUGCCGGGACUUUGGCUGGGACCCCUGCUUUCAGCCUGAUGGAUAUGAGCAGACGUACGCAGAGAUGCCCAAGGCCAAGAAGAACGCCAUCUCUCAUCGCUUCCGGGCCCUGCUGGAGAUGCAAAAGUAUUUUGGCAGCAUGACUCCUCCUGAGGCUGGAGGAGACCACUCAGGCCAGGGAUCUGGGGAGGGCUAGCCUAAACCUGCACCAUCAGGCAGGCACCCCUGGAAGUACUUCCUUCAGGGUUUCCCCUUGCUGGGGGUGUCAAGGCAAUCUCCCUAUCCUGGUCUGGAAGAGCAGCUAACUGCUUAGAGAAAUUCUGAGCAAGUUGAUGCCAGUCUCUUGCCCUUAGGCCAUCUGGGAUUCAGUGAUCUCUAGGCCUAGGAUCCUGAGAGGUCUUUAGGUGCUAAAACUGGCCUUGGCAGGAUUGAGGGUUUGGGAAAGAACCAAACAGUCUUCAAUGUUCUUACAAUGUGGGAAAUAAAAAUUCUGGAAGGUACUUGUUUCCAAAAUAAACUAGAUACAUCUGCUUUGAA
Molecule: messenger RNA, 1025 nt
Organism: Marmota flaviventris (yellow-bellied marmot)
Lineage: Eukaryota; Metazoa; Chordata; Mammalia; Rodentia; Sciuridae
Gene: Itpa
Product: inosine triphosphatase
Biological process (GO): nucleoside triphosphate catabolic process
Cellular component (GO): cytoplasm
Molecular function (GO): nucleoside triphosphate diphosphatase activity
Source: RefSeq, a predicted model, not a curated record